UUAACACAUCCCAGCAACACCAUGAGGAGCAGGCCCAGGUGCUUUUUCUGGGGUCUCGGAUUUCUUCUUUUCUGCGGCAAAUCAGCCUUCAGGGAUGAUUAUUUGCCUUUCAACAAUUUUCCUUUUGAUGCUUUGGAAGAUCUAUAUAGCGGGAGUGGCAGCAACCCCAACGUAGACUGUGGCCCCAGUGCAGUUCCCUAUAACAUCUCUCACUGCAUCUGUGAAGACGGGUUCAGGUCCAUCUCCGGAAAAGAGCCUUUCCUUGGUACCAGUGAGUCCAGAUGUGAGGAUAUCCCCCUUCACUGCCGGUCAGGUUUCGCGAGAGAAAAUGACUACGUGAAGAUGUGUUUGAAUGGAUCACAGCAGAUUAACUUGGAUAAUAGGAAAAACAGCUCAUUCUGUUCGCUGGUCAAUUCCACCCUCAGCCUCCUGACACCUGCCUGUGAGAACGUCAGCUUGACCACUUCGCUAGAGGAGACAGCAGCAUCCUUCGAACACGUCCUUGCUGACAGCUCCCUCUGGAGCCUCGAAAGCAAGGAGGAAGUCGCUUCUGCUGCGACGCUGCUUCUGCAGAGUUUGGGGUCAGCCGCAGUGACAGCUGCCCUCACCUCUCCAGAGAACCAAACCCAGACUGCGACCACCAAGCUAAUGGCGAUUCAGACAAAGCUCACCAAUGAGAACUGUAGUCUGCAGAGCGAGGGACUUGGAUUCCGUGCUCACGAAGACAGGAUGGAUAUUCACUGCACUGCCGUUACUGAUGCUGAUGUGGAAGGUUCUGCUGCUGUUGCUUUUAUCUCCUAUGUGGGGCUGGAGUCCCUACUGGGAGGGAGAUUUUUGCAGGAUGAAAAUCGAGAGAGCGAGGCAAGACCAGAACAGGUUCACGUGAACUCCAGAGUGGUGAGUGCCUCCACCAGCACUUGGAAGAAGAAGCCUUCCAGUCCCAUCAACCUCACCUUCCGGCACCUCGAGGACAAGACUCUGCUGGAUAGGGCCAUCUGUGUCCACUGGAACUCUGCAGGCCAGGAUGGUGUGUGGUCCCCUCAGGGCUGCCAGCACCUUCACUCCAAUGUCACUCACACGCGGUGCAGCUGUCGCUACUUGGCCAGCUUUGCGGUGCUGAUGGCACCUGGUGUCGUUGAGGUGGAUUUUGCCCUCUUUGUUAUCAGCCAAACCGGGCUCAUCAUCUCCCUGAUCUGUCUCAUCGUGGCUAUUGUCACCUUCCUCUUCUGCCACCCCAUCCGUAACACUAGCAGCACCUUCCUCCACCUGCAGCUCAGCAUAUGCCUCUUCUUGGCUGAUCUCCUCUUCAUAGUGGGAAUAGACAAGACUUACAACAAGCUCAUGUGUUCCAUCACCGCCGGCUUGCUGCAUUACCUCUUCCUGGCUUGCUUUGCCUGGAUGUUUCUGGAAGCGGUGAACCUGUACCUCAUUGUCAGGAAUCUGAAGGUGAAAAAUUAUGCAGGCACGGUCAGAUGCACAAGAAAAUGCAUGUACGUCUUUGGCUACGGACUCCCAGCAGUGAUUGUGAUCACGUCUGCAACCAGCGCACCCAGCAGCUAUGGAACUCCUUAUGACUGCUGGCUCAAUCCUGAUAACGGUUUUAGAUGGAGUUUCCUUGGGCCUGUCUGCGCUGUGGUUGUGAUAAAUUUAGUGUUUUUCUGCCUUACUCUGAAGCUUUUGCGAGAGCAUCUUUCCUCCCUCAAUGCAGAGCUGUCUACUGUGAGGAACACCAGGUCACUGACUUUUAAAGCCCUGGCUCAUCUCUUAGUCCUGGGCCUCACGUGGGGGCUGGGCACUUUCCAGUUCGGCUCGUUGGCCACGGUGAUGGGGUACCUGUUCACCAUCACCAACAGCCUGCUGGGAACCUUCAUCUUCGUGGUGCACUGCCUGCUCAACAGAAAGGUGAGAGAAGAGUAUUGGAAAUUAUUUACCAGGCUUCGACAGUCAAAGGAAGAAACUUCGUCUUCCAAUAUUACUAUGUCUGCUCUCCCCUCCAGCACGGCCGCGGAUCCUCAGCAAAACGCUGUCCCAUCCUACCUGAAGAAGGUGGCGAGGGAUUGAUCUCUGUUGCCUGGCCUCUCUUUAUGGAUUUUCCACGUUGUUCUCCUCUCCUGGUCCCAGAUGCAAAGGAAAGGGGUUGGCACAGUCUCAUUAAAUGCUCCUGCUGUGUCACCAAAGAAUGUCUCCAUUCACAAGCCCACAAGCAAGAAAGCCAUAAACUGGUGGAUUCUGAGCCACCAGGCACAACUACGAUACUUCAGGAGACCAGACCUAUGAAAUCCUGAUCUCCAAGCCCUUCCCCCUGCGUUCAGUUCAGGUUUGUCUUAAGGAAGGCUCAGGUUGGAGCCUGAAAAUGUAAUUGAACCAAUUCACCCAGUGGCCCAGUGUGUGCCUUGUUUGAGCCUUAUCCUGAAACUGAUUCUAUACUAGGAUCUAGAGCAGGGAUGGGCAAACUUUUUGGCCCGAGGGCCACAUCUGGGUAUAGAAAUUG
Molecule: messenger RNA, 2491 nt
Organism: Gopherus evgoodei (Goodes thornscrub tortoise)
Lineage: Eukaryota; Metazoa; Chordata; Testudines; Testudinidae
Product: adhesion G protein-coupled receptor E2-like
Exons: 17
Coding region: 22-2061 (679 amino acids)
Biological process (GO): cell surface receptor signaling pathway; adenylate cyclase-activating G protein-coupled receptor signaling pathway
Cellular component (GO): membrane
Molecular function (GO): G protein-coupled receptor activity
Source: RefSeq, a predicted model, not a curated record